Molecule: messenger RNA, 366 nt
Organism: Erigeron canadensis
Lineage: Eukaryota; Viridiplantae; Streptophyta; Magnoliopsida; Asterales; Asteraceae
Exons: 1
Coding region: 1-366 (121 amino acids)
Source: RefSeq, a predicted model, not a curated record
AUGGCUCGACCACUUCCAGUGCAUCAACUGACGGGGGUAUCACACUUCAGCUUAGCCAUUGGCUCAGUUUUCUUUUGUGCUUUGACUUUGUUCAUGUGUGCUGGUCAUUCACGGAAAUGGGUUCACCGUUUGAAAGCUUGCUAUAGUUAUGAUUUUGAAGAGCCUGUUAUAGAAAUAAACAACGGAAGGAUGACUCACGUGUUUCAGAGUGACGACGAAGAAGAUGAAGAAGAAUCCGUUUGGCAAAAGAAUAUACUCAUGGGUGGCAAGUGUCAACUACCAGAUUUCUCAGGGGUCAUAAUUUACGACUCUGAAGGAAAUAUUGCUCCUCAGAAACCGAGACUUCUUGCUCUUACCUGGAAAUAA